This is a messenger RNA of Penicillium canescens, 951 nucleotides long. RefSeq lists its product as uncharacterized. The coding region runs from base 1 to 951 and encodes 316 amino acids. The transcript is spliced from 2 exons. The record is from RefSeq and is a predicted model, not a curated record. Lineage: Eukaryota; Fungi; Ascomycota; Eurotiomycetes; Eurotiales; Aspergillaceae.
AUGAGACUUCUGUGGUGGGUGUGCUCCCUGGCACACUUCACGUCUCUUGUGAGUGCUGAAGGUGAUUGUACCGAAAACUAUCUGACGGCAUCGAGGACGGCCGUGGUGCAUUUCUACAAUGGAACUGUUUUCGAGGUUGCCAAGAUUCAGGGGAGUCCAGAAUACCUCGAGCUUAUGGCACGCCUGGCUACAUCUAAGCCAUCACCGCAACCAACUCUCAAUUUCAUGCGCGAAAUUCAAAUUUCAUCUCGUUUAAUGGAAUAUCUCUUCCCAAGCAGGUCGUCGCCGUGGAGAGACUGGUGGCGUUGGCUCAACAUGAAAAUGGGCCGACCCAUCAAAGCAGACGAUGUCGAAAUCAUUAGUGAUUUGCUCCAAGAACUAAAAGUCGCCACUGAAAAGACAAUCUUCCAGCCUCUAGAUAGGGUUGCCGUUACAGAGCCUGGUUUCCAGUCGCUUGACUCGGAGACGACCAACGCUGCACUUCGAAUCCUAGGUCUACGCACAUGGGUACGCGAUAGCGUUUAUUACACCUCACGCUUAGUGGAAGGAGAUGCUGUGUAUGCAGCGAACGGUUAUGGACUAUGCACCAACUACGAGGAUCGUUUCCAAUGCUCGGACGAAUUUGAAGGCUCGUCGAUACCUACCGUUUUUGUGGUUUCCUACAACCACAAUCUCUUAUACACUAGUAUUAUGGACCUUAUUAGUGGUGAAGCUUUCCCCUACGGUUCGACUCUUGAGGCGCAACUCGUUGACUACGAGCUUGGCCUAGAUAGUCUUCUCGAGAAUGAUCAAGGCCAACCCGUAUUAGUGGAUCGCCUCCGUUCACAACUCCAGAUCCUUCCUCGGGAGUCCAAAAUAUACGGUCACGCAUAUCUUCUUAGCCGGCGAGAGCGUCACACACCCCCGUUUCCUGGCUACUCUCAGGGACUCUAUGUCCGAACUCUCGCUUGA